Molecule: messenger RNA, 1074 nt
Organism: Centruroides sculpturatus (bark scorpion)
Lineage: Eukaryota; Metazoa; Arthropoda; Arachnida; Scorpiones; Buthidae
Exons: 3
Coding region: 484-993 (169 amino acids)
Source: RefSeq, a predicted model, not a curated record
AAAAUAUAGUAGAUGUCAGAUAUGUAAAUUUAUAUUGUAGAAGUUAUGUAAAUUUGUAUUAUAUUGUCAACGCGUAUUAAAGGAAAUAAGGAUUUUGUAAACAGAUUUAUGAGUAGAAGGAAUAAUCAAUUGUAUACCAAUUUGAUAAUUAUUGUCCAAUGUAUAUUUUAGAUCAAGGAUUUUAUAGAACUGUUUUAUAAGUAAAAGGUACAAUCAAUUGUGUACAACUUUAAUAACAGCCGUACUCAAGGUAUGCCUUAAUAGAAGAUAGUUUUAUAGAUUCUGUAAAACUGAUGUAUAGUUUGUAUAUAUGUCGUAUACUCCCCUAAUAUUAUAGUUGGCUAAAAGGAAAAAAUAUUGUGAACAAGCUGAUGUUACUGGAAAAUGUCGGGAGUAGCUGUUACUUCAAUUUUUAAAAAAACUUGUAUGCAUAGUAUUGCCGAACAAAUGUAGUCAAUUUAAUAGAAUACAACCAUAAGACCCAUGGGCUGUAUUUGUUCCAAAUCGUCUCCUAAUACUAAACUAGUGAAUCGUGGAAACGCGCCCGAAUCCAUUAGAUCCACAGAAAUGAAGUUGUCGGGUGGUUUAGAUUCGUACGUAAAUGAACCCGCACUUCCAAAAAUUCCUUUUGGAACAUCUGGACAAAACCGGACACCCACAACAAAUAGAAGGGAAUGCAAUGUGACGACGUUUGUGCCAUCCAAAAAUAAUGAUUUAGAAUUUGAUUCGGUGGAUUUUCCGUCCGAAUCUGAUUUAAUUUCGAAUAUUGAAUCAGUUCCACUUUUCACCCAAGAAGAAUUGCAAGAAAUAUUUGGUAGAUUCUUGGAAGUGCGUCCAUCUCCAACCGAACAUUCCAUCAUCAAAGUUAAAAUAAUGACUCCAAAUACAGGUCGAGAAGAAUACGGAGAGAGAUUUAUAAAAGCGAAAGACGACCUCACCAAAUUCUUGGUCAAACAGAUCAUUAAUUUUAUUUUCACUAACUUUGGAUCGUGAAAAAAUUCGAUUGAGAUUUUUUUCUAAAUCUUCACAUUUAAAUAUAUUUUGAGAAUGUUAAUAAAUGAUUAAAUAUGUUAU